CUUGAAAAAUCAUUUUCUCUCUCUCUGACGUUUGUUAUCAUGUGCAAUAUUCCUUAACUGCUCUAAGUGACGCUGUUGGUCAGGUUGUGCAAUUUUUAAAUGCACAGUUCUCGAUCCUCCCUAUAUAUGACUGCAUGCAGCCUAGAAUUCUUUUCACUCUGCUCGGUUUCGCAAUUUAAUAAUUAACAAAUCAGUAAAGCUCUCCAGCACAGUUUAAGGUUGUUUUUAUCAUUUUAAACUGAGGUAAAGGUUUCGGAUCGUUUGCAUCUUACAGUGUUUGCAAUAUGGGCUUUCUUUGUUCCCUCGAUUCCCGGAUAAGUGGUUCUACUGUCCGCGUUUCGACAUGGCUGACAAAGAUUCUUGUUGGAUUAGCUUUUCUCAUGGCCGUUGCGCACGGGCAGGUCCGUUAUUCUAUUCCCGAGGAGAUGAACAAGGGAUCGGUGGUGGGAAAUAUCGUUCAGGAUCUCGGUUUGGAUGUUAAGAGACUGAUAUCUGGACGAGCGCGGAUCUUUACGGAGGACAGUCGUGAGUACAUCGGUCUGAAUGUGGAUAAAGGCACUCUGAUAGUGAGGGAGAGAAUAGAUAGAGAGGAGCUGUGCGCUCAAGUAUCUCCUUGCUCUAUACAUUUUCAGCUAAUUUUAGAUAAUCCAGUGGAGCUGCAUGGAAUUGAUGUGGAAAUACAAGAUAUCAAUGAUCAUGCCCCUGAUUUCGAGAGAAAAGAAAUCAACAUUGAAAUAAGGGAAUCUAUUGUCUCAGGUUCACGAUUUUCUUUAGGCAGUGCGCAUGAUCCUGAUGUUGGACUGAAUACACUGCAAAGAUACACCCUUAAUCCCACGGAUCAUUUCAUGUUGAAAGAAUUAUCACGUAACGAUGGCAGCAAAUAUGUUGAGAUGGUAUUAAAAACACCUUUAGACAGAGAGCUACAGGAAGAGCAUGCAUUAAUUUUGACAGCGUUUGAUGGUGGAACUCCUCAGAAAUCUGGAACAGUUAAAAUAACUGUCACUGUUCUUGAUGUAAACGACAAUUCUCCUGUGUUCAGUCAGCCAAUAUACCGAGUGUCUUUGUCAGAAAAUAUUCCGAAAGACAGUUUAGUAGUAUCAGUCAGUGCUACUGACAAAGACAAAGGAUCUAAUAGUGAUGUUUCAUAUUCUUUUUCACAAAGUACCGGAAAAGAAGCCAUCGAAUUGUUUAAUAUUAAUUCGGACACAGGGGAAAUAAAAGUAAAAGGUGUCCUAGAUUUUGAAAAAUCCAAACAGUAUGAAUUAUACGUGGAAGCGAUAGAUGAAGGCGGACAAACUGAUACCAGUAAAGUUCUGAUUGAUAUUGUUGAUGUUAAUGACAAUUCUCCUGUUAUCAGUGUUAUCUCAUUUUCCAACUCGAUCCCAGAAGAUUCCAACCCUGAGACUGUUGUCGCAAUGUUGAAUAUUAAAGACAUAGACUCCGGGAAAAACGGGCAAAUUAAAUGCACAGUGAAUUCAGAUCUGCCGUUUCGCAUCAAAUCGACAUCCAAUAAUUUCUACAAUUUAGUCACCAAACGUAUUUUAGACCGUGAAAUGUUUUCUGAAUAUAACAUAACGAUCACAGCUACAGAUGAAGGUUCUCCAUCUUUAUCUACAAAUAAAACACUGAGACUUAAAAUAUCUGAUGUGAACGACAACGCUCCUGUUUUCCAGCGUCACUCAUACACGGCUUAUGUAAUGGAAAAUAAUUCACCUGGAGUGUCUAUAUUUGCAGUGACAGCGACUGACAGAGACUCUGGGAAUAAUGCGCGCAUUUCUUAUUUUUUAGAAGAUCUUUCUGUGAACGGAGUUUCUGCUUCGUCUUAUAUUUCCGUUAACGCAGAGAGCGGAGAGAUUCUCGCUAUUCGGUCUUUUGAUUUCGAGCAAACAAAAGAGUUUAAUAUUCGCGUAAAAGCGCAGGACGGAGGCAACCCGCCUCUCAGUAGCAACGUGAGUGUGAAAAUUAUUAUUCAGGACCAGAAUGACAACGCGCCACAGAUUCUGUAUCCAGUACAAACUGGUGGCUCUGUGGUGGCUGAAAUGGUGCCUCGUUCAGCAGAUGUUGGAUAUCUUGUCACUAAAGUGGUGGCUGUGGAUGUGGACUCUGGACAGAAUGCCUGGCUCUCAUAUAAACUACACAAACCGACAGACAGAGCGCUGUUUGAAGUGGGCUUACAGAAUGGCGAAAUAAGAACUGUGCGUCAAGUCACUGAUAAAGAUGCUGUGAAACAGAAGCUCACUGUUGUAGUGGAGGACAACGGACAGCCCUCUCGUUCAGCUACAGUCAAUGUUAACGUGGUGGUGGCGGACACUUUCCCUGAAGUGCUCUCAGAGUUCACUGACUUCACACACGACAAGCAAUACAAUGACAACCUGACAUUUUAUCUAGUCUUGGCCUUGGCUGUAGUUUCUUUUCUCUUUAUCGUGUCCAUCAUAGCUAUACUGACCGUAAAAUGCUACAGAUGGAGACGUGAGCGAAUGUUUUAUAAAUCCGGUGCCAAUCUUCCGGUUAUUCCCUAUUAUCCACCUCUUUACGCAGACGUGGGAGGAACAGGAACUUUACAACAUAUGUACAAUUACGAAGCGUACAGAACCACUGAUUCUAGAAAGAGUGAUAUGAAAUAUGCCAGACCUCCUACUGAGAGCAUGAUUAGUCUGGACAGCAGUGGAGCACAGACUCUUACGCAUGCACAGAAGACGAAAGUUACUGACUACGAUCAGCAAAAACCCCCCAACGCUGACUGGCGUUUCAACCAGAACCAGAGACCUGGACCCAGUGGAGCUGCUGCCACUCCAGAGGUCGCCAUGGGAACCGGACCCUGGCCAAACCCCCCAACCGAGGCAGAGCAGCUCCAGGCACUAAUGGCUGCUGCAAAUGAAGUGAGUGAGGCCACAAACACACUGGGUCCUGGCACCAUGGGCCUGAGCACACGCUACAGUCCCCAGUUCACCCUGCAGCAUGUUCCUGACUACCGGCAGAACGUCUACAUCCCGGGCAGCACUGCCACUCUCAGUGCCAACCCCCAGCAACCCCAGCAGCCCCAGCAACCUCCUCAGGCACUUCCUGCUCCACAGAUCACCAGCGCCCAGGUCGAGCCUCCCAACGCCCAGACACCUGCUAGCAAGAAGAAGAUCACCAAGAAGGAGAAGAAAUAAAGAGAGAGAGAGAGAGUGCUAGUUAGGAUGAGUUCUUGCUUUUGGUGUCAGGUUAAAGAAAGUAGAGGAAGUGAGGUGUUAAGUUCAAGGGAUAGGGAAGGAUAUCUACUCUUGUUUCCUCACAUAUGGGUGAGCUUUUGUGCACUCGCUGUUUCAGAAGUAUGAGAUAAGAAUGAAUGAGAAAUCAGUGUGCAGCUCCAGCGUUUUUUUUUUUCUUCAUGUUAUUCUCUUGAUUUUUCAUCCAUUUAAAUCCUUCCACUGACUUCUAUGUGAUAUACAUACCUGUGGCUGGAUUAAUGUGUUAUGUACAAUAGUUUCACAUUGGGAUUAAGUUUUCUUUGGAUAUCUUAUUAAUCUGAAUGUUCCUAGUGUUAGGAGAGCAAACUCAGAUGCCGGUUGUUACAUUUUUAUGCUUUUUAAGGAAAACGAACAUUUUACAUAUAUCUAGUCAUUAGUGGCAGUUAUCAUAAUGACAAUAAUGUGCUUGGAUUUUUUUUUGAGACAUUUCUCUCAUAGAGCUGCAUUUGCUGGUUUUACUGAGAAGGAAGAUGUUACUUUUUUUAAACAUCUCAUGAUGCUGUGCUUUGGUUACACCACUAUUGGACUUGAUGAAAAUAUAACACAUACAGUAAGGUUUAGAUUUUGGAAGUUUCUGCUGAAAUAACACAGGAAAUCAUUUUUUGCAUGAUGCUGAACAUUAAAUAAAUGUAAAGCUUAACUAUGCAUUGCAUGCCUGAUUAAAAAAAAAUUAAUUGUAAAUUAAAUUGGUAUUGACUCCAGUCAAGGAAUUUAAUAAUGCAUUGUGCUUCAGAUAAAGUUCUAGAGAAAAACAUUGAAUUAAAGUCUGUAAGAGAAAUUGUCCAAACCUCUGCAAAUGUCUUAGCUUGAAUGUGGAAUUAUUUUUGCUUUGGCAGAGUAAUGCAUGAAAAAGAGUCUUACAGUGAACAAAUCAGUGAGUUGAUGCUGUAAAUAAUAAUAGAAUCAGUACUGACCAGUCACAGGUUUAUCAUUUGCGAAUUGCCAUGGUAUGUUCAUAAAUAGAUCAAAUCACCAACAUCUGAUAAUAUAAUCUUCAGCUUUUCAUGUUUUAUUAUUAUUAUUUUUUAUUAUUUCUACACACAUUCUUCACCUGCUGUGUAAAGAUAACACCCAAUACAGAGUCCAUAGUUCACAAAGUCCAUAAAAAACAUCAAUUAGAAAUUCUUUUUUUUUUUUAAAUCUAAGCCUGAAGCACAGGCUUCGUACUGGAAUGUGUUACAUAGUGUUGUUUUUUUUAGUAAAAUGGGGGAAAAAUAUAAAAUAAACAAAUAUAAAUAAACAAACAAAUAUAUAAAUUAAGAAAAUGAUCAUGCAAAUUGUUGCUGUUUCAAACGUAGUUAUUUAACACAAGCAGGCUGACUAACUCAACUGUAAAUAAAGAGAUUAACUUUUAAAAAGGUGAAACACUUGUAGUCUAGAAACCUGUGACGUUGUGCAUAUAUUUUUGUGUUUUCUUCUCCUUCUCUUCCUCUCUGAUCACCCUUAAUUAAAUAGACACAGUAAAUAACAAAACUCUUCCUAAUUCUCUAUCAAUUCUCUCUUCUUUUGAGAUUUCUAUUGUGCAUAUGUGCAAGAAAGGUUCUUAAUGUCUAUAUGAAGAAACAAAUAUAAAUAUUAUCUGUGUGUGUGUCUGCCAGUGGCAUAAUGCUUUGUACCCAGUUUAUCACCAUCCCUAUAAAACACUAAUACUUGCACCUGCUCCUCAGUGUUAUGCUUAUUUUAUAUGCUAAUAUUUAUAUUUCUGUUUUAUUUCUUGAACACUGACAUUUCAAAUAAAAGGUUCUGAAAAUCU
Molecule: messenger RNA, 4986 nt
Organism: Tachysurus fulvidraco (yellow catfish)
Lineage: Eukaryota; Metazoa; Chordata; Actinopteri; Siluriformes; Bagridae
Product: protocadherin gamma-A11-like
Exons: 4
Coding region: 285-3155 (956 amino acids)
Biological process (GO): homophilic cell-cell adhesion
Cellular component (GO): plasma membrane
Molecular function (GO): calcium ion binding
Source: RefSeq, a predicted model, not a curated record